This is a messenger RNA of Hemibagrus wyckioides, 2543 nucleotides long. RefSeq lists its product as uncharacterized. NCBI's taxonomy places the organism in Eukaryota, Metazoa, Chordata, Actinopteri, Siluriformes, Bagridae. Bases 204 to 2336 code for a protein of 710 amino acids. The record is from RefSeq and is a predicted model, not a curated record. Gene Ontology annotation, molecular function: protein binding. The transcript is spliced from 13 exons.
GUUGAACUCCAGCUAGAACAAAAAACCAGCUCAUAAAACCGUCAGCUCCGACACGUAGGUUAGCGUUUUAUUGCCUUGGACCAGGGACAGAGGGUCUGUGGGGGAUGCAGCGUUGAUAAGCAAACCCUUCUGAGUGUGCUGUGUGCUGGUUCUACUCUGUGACUUCUCAGUUUGGGCAAAAUUCAGCCACUUACAUCUUUGCAAUGCUGUUUGAAAAUGAAGCCACGCUGCAGAAGAGGCAGGAAUGGACUAACGGCGAUCUUUACCAGGCAUUAGGACAACUCCUGUCGAAAGACGAGCCUGAUGUUGUACUGAAUGCUGCUGGAGUCAUGGCGUCAUUGGUUGAGACGCCAUCAGGACUCCAGUGGCUGCUUCAGGACCCUAUAGUUUUCGGUCAAGUAAUUGAGAGAGUCACCUGUCUUCUGAACCACGAGAGAGAGAGAAUGGUUAACACGGCAGCUCUCAUUCUAGCACGGCUCUCUCUGUAUGAACCGGCCUGCCAAAAGCUUCUAAGUCAUCCUUCAGCCUCAGUGAUUUUCAGACGUUUAGUCCAGUGUCUGACUCACAGCCGCACAGACACUGCUAUGAAUGCGUCCUUCACUAUUGGCUGUUUGUGUGGGAAUAAACAAAGCACAUGCCUCAUUCUGGCUGAAGCCAAAGAGCAAAAGCUGGUUAGUGGUCUGGAGGUGCUGUUGUCCAAUGGGGCGGAGUCAGAGGCUGGGCAAACAGCUUGCUUUGCAUUGAGUUGUCUGGCAUCUAAGGAUGAUGGACAUGCCUUGUUAAUGGAGAGCCCAUCCUUACCUGGUUUGUUGGACGGUCUGCUAGGUUUAUUGAAAAGUGAAGACAGAGAUAGCGCUUGGUUUGCUGCAAUGACAGUGAGAGAGUUCGUGUCUCGACCAAAUGGAGUGACUCGGGUUAGAAAGCACAACGCUUUGGAGGAUCAACUGAAGCUUCUCUCUGUGUCUCCAUCAACGGGCUCGGAGCUGCAGGAGGAGCUUAGCGCAUGCCUGAGGAAGCUGAAGCGCCUGCCUAAACCAUCCCCUGUUACUGUCCAACAUCAGUCAAUGGCCUGCAUUGCAUCAUGGGAGAGACUGGAGCCUGAAAGUGGCCUAGAAGUUACCUAUAGUCUCUUUGAUGGAGAUACCCUGUUGUACCGUGGCCCACGGUGUCAAAUCACUUUACCUCAUUCCCAUUUCCAGCACAAACACAGUAAAUCUCUGUCUCUACGGCUUAAUCUCUCUACGUCAGAUGGUGACACGAGUCCCUUUAGUGAACUUGUGGAGAUAAGGGUGAAAGGGGUGGAGCUUAGACCGGGUCCGCCACAGGAUCUGUGUGUUAUCUCCUGCACAGCUACUGAGGUGCGACUAAAAUGGGCGGAGCCAGAAGGGGUCAUCAAGCCGGGAUCAUUCCAGGUUUACUGUGACAAUGUGCUGCUGGAGACCACCACAGAACUGGAGACUAUAGUGAGAUCGCUGUCUCCCAGCACUACAUACACAAUAAGCAUUUGUGCACUGGGUCCAGGAGACACAAGCAGUUCCCGGUGUAGUGUUACUAUUCAUACUGCAGAUGGACAAGAUCACGCUCCCAGAGGCCUGGUGGUUGCUGUGUUGGGAUGCCACAAGCUACAAAUCUUCUGGUCUGCUCCAGCGGUGCCACUCGGUCGCCUCAUGUCAUACGAGCUACGUCUGAACGGGUGUGUGGUAUACAUGGGCAGUGAGUGUGGGCACAUGGCACGCCAUCUUACCGCCAACACACUAUACACCUGCACGGUGACAGCCAUCACCUCCAGGGGGCGCUAUGAGUGCCGGGCUGUCACUAAACGCACCGCCAAGAAUGAACAUGUAAACAUGAACAGGUUGCCACCUCUGAUGGUGCAAUCACACAAUCCCGAGAAAAACAAAUCUUCCAGGGUGACGUCUGAGGAGAGUUUUGUUGCUGAGUUGGAUGCUAAUGCACAGUUAAGCAAUACCAAAGACAGUUCACAUACAGGUAUGGUUCCAUCCGAGCGCCAUAUACUGCUACGCCGAGGGUGUAAAGAACACACACCUUGGUCGUCUUCACACCCCGUACAUCCCAGAUCGAAAAUCAACCGAGUUGUACUGCUAGACUGUCAAGCUGAAAAAGGAGACAAAGGGAGGCUUCCUCUUAUCAACCAACAGAUAAAUCAGAAUGUAAGACUCCUCCAGCCUGUCUCUUAUAACUGGUGUGAUGUUACUCGUACAGAUCACCAGCAUGACACACACAGAAAAAGGCUUGUGAUGGGGUCAAGAGCGAACAGUCGGCUGAAAGGACGAUUUUGCCCGAGCAUUUCACAGAGUGGAACCAAGCUUUCAUAAAGACUUUAUAAUUUACUCUGUAGCUGUUGCCAUAAAAUAUUCCCUUCUGGAUGCAGUGAAAGGGAUUUUUAUAUCCUGGUGGGAAAAAAACGAUCGCAUUAUUCAGUUUGUACAAAUGCUUUUGUUAUAUCUUAACAAAAUGUUUAGUUAUUUUGAAUGCAUCAUAGAGAAAUAAAAAUAAUCUCAGUGUGUCUUUAACACCUUUUA